CUCUCUCUCUCUUUCUAUUCCUCUCUUUUCUGUUUCUCUCACUAAACCGAGCAGUGUCCGAUUGAGCUCGAAUAGGGAGAGAGAGAGAGAGAGAGAGAGAGAGAGAGCUUCGAAUUCGAAACUUCUCUCUUACAUGUCAAGGCAAAACCCUCGGCCCUCGCCCUCGCCUCUCCGAAUCCUCCUCGCUCUCCGCUGAAACCCUAGAUGUCUUCUUCCUCUUCGUCGUCUUCUGCUGCCACUGGUGCUCCCGCGCGAGAGCUCCGCUCGGUGGACCCUAGCAUCUGGCGCGCGUGCGCCGGCGCGUGCGUCCAGAUCCCCUCCGUCCACUCUAGGGUUUACUACUUCCCCCAGGGCCACCUCGAGCAUUCGCCGGCCCAAUCCCCGCCUAUCCUCUCCCCUCUCGCCAUCUCGAGGACCUUCGUGCCGUGCCUCGUUGGGGCGGUCCACUACUUCGCCGACCCUCUCACCGAUGAAGUCACCGCCAAGUUCCUCCUCCGGCCUGUGGUGAACCCUAGCGCUCCUCUGCAGCCGGAGAACCUGGCUUCUGCUGGCAAUGAGCCGGAGGAGAAGAUUGUGUCCUUCGCCAAGACGCUGACGCCGUCGGAUGCGAACAACGGGGGAGGCUUUUCGGUCCCCAGGUUCUGUGCGGAUACGAUAUUUCCUCCGUUGAAUUUCAACGUGGAUCCCCCGGUGCAGCAGCUAUCGGUGAGGGACGUCCACGGCUGCGUGUGGAACUUCCGGCACAUCUACAGGGGCACACCGCGGCGGCAUUUGCUGACCACCGGGUGGAGCAAGUUCGUCAACAAUAAGAAACUCGUGGCCGGCGAUUCGGUGGUGUUCAUGAAGAACUCGAAGGGAGAAAUGUUCGUUGGGAUACGGAGGGCGGUGAGGAACACCGGCGUGGAAUGCGCCAGGUGGAGGGAGCAGAUUGGUGGUGGAAGGCUGAAGGUAGAGGAAGAGAGUGCUCCGAGAGAUGGAUUCUCAAGGAAUGGCCGAGGGAGGGUGUCGAUGGAGGUGGUGGUGAAUGCAGUUGAGACGGCGGCUCGGGGACUGCCAUUUGAGGUGGUUUAUUAUCCGAGGACAGAGUGCUCGGACUUUGUUGUGAAGGCAGAGAGGGUGGAGGAGGCGCUGAAGUCACUUUGGACGGCUGGGAUGAGAAUUAAGAUGGCAGUAGAGGCCGAGGACUGCUCUAGGAUGACGUGGCACCACGGGGUGGUUUCCUCCGUCGGUGUUAAUGAGAAUGGGCUGUGGCGGGGUUCGCCAUGGCGAAUGCUUCAGGUUACAUGGGAUGAACCUGAAGCUAUGCAGGACAAGAGGUCUGUGAGCCCUUGGCAGGUCGAAUCCAUUGGACCUGGAUCGCCCCUUGAUUCUGUGUAUCCUCCAGUUAAGAAAUUGAGAGUUCCUCUCAGAUCUGCUUUGGGAACUGAAGGAGAAACCAGUCACUUUUUCGAUAUGGCUGGAUUUACUAAUUCUAUGGUGCCCUACAGUUCACCAUUUUUCAACUAUAACACUCCCAUUGGCAUACAGGGAGCCAGGCAAGAUGCGUCUAGAGCAUUUAGUUUAGUGAACUACGUGGAUGAAAAUGCCCCUAUGUACACCUGUAAUAUCUUUGGCGACAAUAUGGUGCCAAAGCCAAAAGCUAUCUGCACUGAUCUCAAUAUUGGUAGUUCAGCCUCUGAAACCUUAUCAACUGAUAGCCCGAGUAGUGGGCAUUCCUUUGGCCUAGAAAUUUCUGGAAAUCAACUCUGCAAUACUUCAAAGAUUGGCGGUGUUUCUUCAAUCCAGCUAUUUGGUAAGACUAUUCAUGCAAAGAAUCCUGCCGAUAGCAAUUUAAACAGUGUUGUUAGCCCACCGGAUGAUGGCUCCAAAAGGCCUGGUGAAGCUGGAUAUGUGAGCAUACCACCGGAUCUUUCUUUGACCUGCCUGAAGGCACGGUGACCAGUGUCAGAGCCUCAGUUGUUAAAACUUUUCUUCUGUGAGUGUGAGGUUCAGGCUAUGGCUUGCAGAUAUGUAGGUGUACAGGUAUGUUCUCUCCAAUAUAUACACCCUUCUUAUUUCAUUCAGCAACUGAGAAAUUUAUGUGGCUGAAUGAUUGAUAUGGCACCCCCGCUGAUUGUUAAAAGAUUUAGAGUUCUUAUAUUAAUUUUCCCAAUAUCUUAAGAGGAGAUUGGAAAUGAACUGGAAGUUUGGCUAGAGCUGGUAGCUAUUUUCUUUUUAGGCAGCAAAGUUCACUUUGGCCACCUGUACUAUUCUACAUCUGAUGAGUUAAGAAUGUGUAUCCUCUUAACCAAUUGCAAUGGCGCUCUGGAUGCCACAUUUAAACAAGUACCUAUUUUCUGUUUAUUGGUGAUUAUUCCUUCAUGUUUACACCCUAGAUGUCAUUUUGCACAAAGCCCACGGCGAACUAUCACUGUGAAAUUACCGGAACUGCACUGUGGACAAGAUUCUCCAUUGAAAUGAACGUAGACGACAAGAAUGACAUAUUGGCUUCUUAUUCUGUAGCUUGGUAUCGGCAAUAAGCUAAAGAUGAAAUAAAGAAAAUCUGGAGCCUGGGGUCAUGUUUAUCAGUGCGACUAGUGUACAAGCAACUGAAUAGGCAGCAGCAUCGAAUUUAUUCAAAGUGUGUAGGUUUUUGACCUCGUGCAUACGCCUUUUAUUUUGUGUGGGAAAACGGUUGUUGAACUAACAAUUUCAGGUGAUAGGCCUCGUAUAUUGCUUUGUGUCAUCAUUGUGAGUUUACAGUUGAUCAUCUCCACUUCAUUCAAGUUUCUGUGACUCCUUUUGCUUUUUGGCAGGUGGAUCUUUUUUCAGGAACUUGACUCGACCAACGAGUUUUGUCACGGGGAAGCAGAAGCCCAUCCUCUUGCUUUAGGUAGUGAAAAAACUCCAUGGCACUCUCAUCCGAUGAGUGCAAAGUAUUAGUGUAAAGCCCAGUGUGGUAGUGUCGGUUUUCAGACAUUUUAGAAGUGCUGAUAGACUGAUGUUUGAUGUUUUCCAAUCAACUGUUCAAAGCUGCCAUUUGCAUUGUUUGCUACUA
Molecule: messenger RNA, 3037 nt
Organism: Rhodamnia argentea
Lineage: Eukaryota; Viridiplantae; Streptophyta; Magnoliopsida; Myrtales; Myrtaceae
Product: auxin response factor 17
Exons: 2
Coding region: 205-1938 (577 amino acids)
Biological process (GO): response to hormone; regulation of DNA-templated transcription
Cellular component (GO): nucleus
Molecular function (GO): DNA binding
Source: RefSeq, a predicted model, not a curated record